Molecule: messenger RNA, 3022 nt
Organism: Polyodon spathula (Mississippi paddlefish)
Lineage: Eukaryota; Metazoa; Chordata; Actinopteri; Acipenseriformes; Polyodontidae
Product: DEP domain-containing protein 1B-like
Exons: 11
Coding region: 110-1702 (530 amino acids)
Biological process (GO): intracellular signal transduction
Source: RefSeq, a predicted model, not a curated record
UCAAACUAUUUUGGGAGUUUCGGAUUUCAGCACGCAAAUAAGGAAAAGUGGACGUGUGUAAAUAUGGAGUCAUAGCAUAUAACUGAAAUACACAAUCUAAGCCGUAAACAUGGAAGGGAAAGUAAUUGGCCCUGGUCCGUACCGAGCUACAAAACUGUGGAAUGAAACAAUUAAGCUGUUUCGUGCUGGCAUGCCAUUGAGGAAGCAUCGGGUUCAUUUCCGUACCUAUGAAGGCUGUUUCACUGCUUCCGAAGCUGUGGACUGGCUACACGAGCUCCUUAAAAGUAACCAGAACUUUGGCCCCGAGGUCACCCGUACUCAGACUGUACAACUGCUAAAGAAAUACUUGAAAAAUCAUGUGAUAGAGGACAUAAAGGGAAGGUGGGGCAAAGAAGACUUUGAGGACAAUGGACAAUUGUACAGGUUUCCUCCAUCAUCCCCACUAAAGCCAUAUCCUAAAAGGCCCCAGUACACUGAAAAGAAUUGUAUUCCCAAAUUUCCGAAAUGGGAUGAUUAUGAACCAGUGUCUUCACAAGAUAAUCCAAUGAGGCCACUUGUUCUGAAUUCAGAGUCGUGGAACAAGCGGCACAGCAUUGCGAUUGGAGAGGUGCAUGAGUGCAAGCUUGUACACAGGAGAGAAAUCUCACCAAGGAACGUGGAGCACGUUUGGAAAUCAAUGACUCUUGCACAUUUACAGAAGAUAGUGGGACUGGAAUCCCUUCAUGGAGUGCUGGACUCAAAACUGAUGAACCCCAAGCAUAUACUUUACAAUGUGUACAAUACCAAUAAGCAAGGAGUUGUGGUUCUGCAAGACAAAUCUGAAGACCUUCCUCAUUGGGUUUUAUCUGCCAUGAAAUGCUUGGCAAACUGGCCUAAUGGUAGUGAGCUUAAACAGCCGAUGUAUCCUGGGUUUGAGAGAGACGUCUUGAAAACAGUAACAGAUUACUUCCACAAACUGAAAGAGCCCUUGCUCACUUUUCAGCUCUAUGAUAUUUUCAUCAAUGUCCUUGGCCUUCUGCAGAAGCAGCAAAUUGCAACCGAAGCCCUUCAGGUUUGCUGUCUUCUCCUGCCUCCAGCGAACAGGAGAAAGCUGCAGUUACUGAUGAGACUGAUGGCACGGAUUUGUCAGAAUACUCAGAUCCCACCACUCAAUGAUGCCAUUGGGACCAGAACCCUGAUGGUUCAGACCUUUUCUCGUAGUAUCUUGUGUUCAGCGGAUGAGGUUGACUUGGAUGAACUUCUGGCCACUAAGCUGGUAACAUUUAUGAUGGACAAUUAUGAUGACAUCCUGCAGGUUCCUAAUCGGCUUAAGAGUGCAGUUGAGGAGCAUUUAGCCCACAUGCGAAGAGUUCAGAUAAAGUAUGCUGGAGCUGAUGCAGAUGCCACUCUUGUGUCUCAGUCCUACUGCAAACAGAUCAGCAAAGAAGAGUUUGAUGAGCAAAGAGCCAGCAGCUCGCUGGCUCCAAUGGCGGAAUUGCUGGAAGGGAUUAUUAAGGAUAAAGAACUGUCUGUCAAAGACAAAAAGAAGAAACUUAAACAGUUUCAGAAGUCUUAUCCUGAAGUCUACAAGAAGCGACUUCCCACAGUGGAAAGUGAGGCAGCUCUGUUUCCAGAAAAACCUACGUUUAAACCUCAGCUGAUGUUUUUCACUCUGAAGAAACCAUUCCAGCCAUUUCAAAGAACCAAGAGCUUCCGGACGUGAGAUUCAGCUUUGGUUGCAAAUUUCAAUUUGUCAAACUUUUAUUGCUGUAAGUCAUUUCACCAAGAUGUAACUACUGAAAGAAAUCCUGAGUUGUUGUAUUUUUUUUUUUUUCACUCUCCAGAAUAAAUUACAAAGCUAAAAGUGCUGUACAUCUAAACGCUAAACUUGGUCUUUUAAAAUCUCUUUACUGAAUACCUUCUCUGGGCUGUCUCCUAAGCAGUCCAGCAUAAAGAAUAUACAUCCAAACAAGCUUUUUUAUUUUGAUUAAACUGUCACCAAGUUGUGUUGUACACUUCAAAAUCUGGACUGCAAUACACUAUCAAACUAUUAACAAGAAUUAAUUUGUAGGAGAGGGAAAUGUUACAAGUCCCAAAAUAAACUAGGAUUGUUCUGCUGCAUAAAGUGUUUACAAGGAAUAUUUAUAGGCCAUGUUAGCGUACUACUAACAUUUCACCUGUACACAAUAUAUGCUUAUUUAGUCUAGGGUGGGUUUUUUUUCAGUUGUCUGUUAAAUAAUGAUUAAUGUACAUUUCUUGUACCCAGAACAUGGCAUUCAUGUACAUUUCUUUAAACUAGUUCAUGCCAAUAAGAUGUAGAUACUUGAAAAUUAUUAUUUUUACACCGGAAUAAUCACUGUACUAUUUAGUGCAUUAAAUAAAUGUUUGUGAAAUAAUUUUUAUCUGUUACAUUUGGUCAGUGCUUCACAGAGCAGCAGGUUGGUAUUAAAACAAUUCUAUGUCUUGUGUUUGACCAGGUACUGUAAUUAAACCUAACUGGAGGGAUGUGUCAUUCUAUGGAACUUUAACAACAGAAUACAGAUGUACAUCUGAGUGCAUUUUUUGGUAUUGAUUGAUGUGUGUUCGGUUUAUGCAGGUACAAGGAUAUUUAAAUGUGUGUUAAUAAGUUGUUACAUUUCAGUUAAGUAGGACAUGUUUGUGUCGAUACUGUAAUUCAAGGUCUUGCUGACUGUAGUGAUUCCUUUAUUGUAUGUAUUUGUAUUUCCCACUGUGCAAUUCCCUUUCCUGUCGGCUGCCAGUUUUAAGUGUUAAUCUUUGGAGCACAAGUUUGUGUUUUUAAGUUUUAAAUACAUAACUGCCAUGGUAGUCUUUUAAAAGUAUCUCUGCAUGUGUAUCUUGUGUGGUGCCCCGUCUAAAAAUGUAAGUCAUUGAACACCAUGUCAGACAAAGUGUUUCAUUUUUUAAAUGUUGACAAUUCAGCAAGACAGUGACUAUUCUUUCAACCUUUUGGUGUCUGUAAAUACACACUGUAAGAACCACAGUCAAACAUUUUCAAUCUAAUUGACCAAUAAAAGACACAUGU